Mycetomoellerius zeteki is the source of this 1528-nucleotide messenger RNA. Its product is annotated as muscarinic Acetylcholine Receptor, C-type. Gene Ontology annotation, molecular function: G protein-coupled receptor activity. Gene Ontology annotation, cellular component: membrane. The transcript is spliced from 5 exons. Bases 383 to 1522 code for a protein of 379 amino acids. Gene Ontology annotation, biological process: G protein-coupled receptor signaling pathway. The record is from RefSeq and is a predicted model, not a curated record. NCBI's taxonomy places the organism in Eukaryota, Metazoa, Arthropoda, Insecta, Hymenoptera, Formicidae.
UUCAUCUCCCAUUGACCUUUUACGAUUGCGAACGAGCCGCUGAUAGCGCCGGCUGCCGUAGUUUAAUAUGGCAGUUCUUUCUUUGCCAGGGGAACCACCAGAUGAGUAGAUAAGUAAAAGCACUUCUGAACGAGCGGGUACCAUCAGCGUGUCGUAUCUGCCGAAUCGUUUUGUAUCGAUCUACGCUCUCAUCGAAAGAUAUCGCAGCUAUUGUGAAGGCUAACGCCGCAUCGUUAACAAUUAAACUACAUUCCAAAUAAUGACUUGUUUCCUCUAAAAAGUGACAAAACAAACGCGAGGUUUACGUAAUCGUAAUGCACAGUUCGCGGUGUAUCUUGACAUUUCGUAGAGUACCAUCGAAAAUCCGUUUCUUUCCGUGUGUAUGUACGCGUGUGCGUACGAAAGAACUGUGUAUUUGGAGGAAAGCAACAUUACUGAAAUGAACACGGCCGAUUUGUCGGAAGCAAACAGCACCAAUAAUGAACAGAAUAGUGACGUAUUUUGGAUUUUGUUGGAUUGUUUCCUGUUUGUUGCGAUCAUAUUGGGGAAUAUCCUCACAAUAUUGGCCAUCGCGUGGGCUCGUAAGCUCCGAAGCGUCGUUUCGAAUUACUUUAUCCUAAACCUAGCGAUGUCGGAUCUUAUGGUAGGCAUAACGCUUCCGUAUCAUUUGGCGUUUUACGUGGAUAGUGCGUUACACCGCAACAAAUCGGUGUGCAUCUCGCGUUUCGUCAUGUUUACCUUAGCGUGCGGCGGGAGCAUAUACAAUAUCAUAGUGAUCGCCAUAGACCGAUACGUCGCUAUCGUGCAUCCAUUGAGCUAUAACGCAUACGCGACCAAAAGACGCGUGCUGCUGAUUAUAGUCGUCGCUUGGAUAUGCACUAUGGGUGUGUCAUCGAUUCCGAUAUAUUGGAAUCGGUUCGAUAAGUCACACUCGUGUGAAUUGGAAACGGUAUUGCCGAGAUAUUACAUAGUGGCUAUACAGAUGCCGGCAUUCUUUCUCAGUUGGAUAGCAAUGUUUCUGCUAUAUUGGAAAAUUUGGAGAGAAGCGCAUAUGCACGCGCGUCGUAUGAAUCUCGGUAUCAUUCCGAACAUCACUGAGAAAAACGAUCGUAAAAGCGUACAGGUGGUACUGCUGAUAUUGGGCUGUUUUUCCAUCUGUUGGUUUCCUUAUUUCGUCAUAGUUUGCAUGCGAACUUUUGGUUGGAAAACAAAGUCGUUGACGAUUUGGUACAAAUCUACGUUCGCAUUGGCCAUCGCCAACAGCGGAAUGAACCCUUUCAUAUACGCGUGGAAAAACACCAACUUUCGUAAGGCCUUUCAAAAGAUUUUACAUUUUAAAUCGCCCAAUAGCAAUUUCAACUCAAGUUUCAAAAUGUACUUGGAAAAACAACGCAAGUUAAAUAACCAGGCAGAUGUACAAGACAGUCAGCAGACAAAUACAGGAAGAAAUUCGCAUAAAUGUUCACCCGAUCUCCAAUCUGAUCAUGCAGAAGAAAACAGAAUAGAAAACACAAUUUUUUAAAUAUCA